AUGCUACUUUGUCACCUUGCCAACCCUGUUUUUUACCUAUCCUUAGAUUUUCUUCCUGUGCGUUGCUCUGGAUGUCAGAAAGUAUUUUGCAAGGAUCACUACAAAUUUGAAAGCCAUUCGUGCCCUGUUGGCAAUCCUAAUAACCGCCAAGUUCCUGUUUGUCCCCUUUGUGGCACUCCCGUUCCUAUAGGUCCCAACGAAUCUGCGGAUGUUAAAGUUGGUCAGCAUAUUGAUGAAUCCUGUCAGUCUCAACCGUCUCGUGCUCUCAAGGGAAAAAUAUUCAACAACGCCUGUUCAGUUCCGGGUUGCAAGAAGAAGGAACUCGUUCCUAUUAGAUGCAGUCGUUGCCAACUGAAUUACUGUCUCAAUCACAGAAACGAAAUGGAUCACAACUGCCAGGGCAGAAGGAUGUCCAAACGUAUGAAUUUUGCCGGAGCUGCUGCUGUGAGGCGAGCCGUUGCUAUGGUAUCUAUUGGAUUUAUUCAUUGUCAGCAAUCCAACUCCAAAACCGACAACAACAACAACAGCGCCACACUGAGCAAAGCUCAACAAGAACUGGAAGACAGGGAUUUGGCCCUAGCCCUCGCUUUGUCCCUGGAAACUGAAGAAAAUAGUCGAAGACAGCGUCAACAAUUCCCCCCUUCCUCUGAGAGUAGUUGCAAUGUCAGUUGA
This is a messenger RNA of Rodentolepis nana, 672 nucleotides long. The record is from the annotation of a GenBank genome assembly. NCBI's taxonomy places the organism in Eukaryota, Metazoa, Platyhelminthes, Cestoda, Cyclophyllidea, Hymenolepididae.